CACGAACACAUAUCGGUGUGUUGGUCAAGACACGCACACGAACACACCACGCCUAUCUAUCGACUGUGCCCGUCGCGUCGUUCACCAGCCAGCUCCAAUUGUCUUUGUACACAAAAAGAAAACGAAGCGCUCAGCAGUCGCUUGCUCGGCUGCACAUGUGAGUAACCUACCCUUACCCCUCCACAUCCGUAGACACGCACCCCGUCCCACCCCCCCACCCCGCCCCCUCCAGCAGUCAGUUCUUGGACAGCUGAUCGAUCGUCUUCGGCGGUGGCGGCGACACAUUCGUGGGCACCACAUACCUCGCCAGCGGCCUCAGGUCCUUGUAGCACCCCCUCACGGUGCCCUCAGACGUCUUGGCCACACUCGCGAUCUCAGACACGGGUAUGGUCGUCCUGGUGUCGACAUCAUACAGCUGCAGCGCCAUGUACAGACACGCCGACGCGAGAGACGACGGGCGGUAGCCCUUGGUGACCUGCUCAGACGCCCGCACGCAGAUGUCGGCGGCCAACAUCUCCACCUGUGUCUGCUUGGCGCGUCCGAGGCCGCCCAGCAGCUGGCCGGCGUAGCGCUUGACGAGGUGGGCUGGGGUGUCGGCUGUGGUCCCGCCGUAGUUGGCGAGGGCGCCAUCGCUGGAGCCGGCCUUGGCAACCGUGAUGGCCUUCUUGAGUCGGUUGACGGUGCGGCCAAGCUCGGCCACAGUGACGUUGGGGUAAGGCUCCACGAGCUCCUUGAGAGUGCGGGUGGUGCCGGCCUCCCGACACGCCAGGUAGACGACGGCGAGCAUCUCCUUCCACCCCGACUUGCCCUUGAGCUGGUCCGACUCGAGCAACACGGCUGCAAUCUCCUUGCACCGCUCCAUGAUGACGUCCUUGAGGUUGAAAUCACCCUUGAUCUUGCUCAGGUUGCCGAACGCCGUCUUGAGCAGCCGGUCCCUUCCCUGCAUGCUCGUGGCGGCCUCGUGAGUCCUCAUGAGCGCCCUGUCGCCUCCGAUCAUGGCCGUGCCGCCCGCACUGCCGUCGAACCACUCGUCCGUCUUGUCGCCAACACGGUUGCGGUCCUGUCCCGUGUCGCCCUUGUCGCUGUUGCUGAAUGUCCGCCACUCCUGCUCCUCGCUGAUGAUGCGCGACUGCAGCACCAGACCGCACCGCCCGCACAGCUCGUUGCCCUGCUGGUGGUCCGUAAUGAUGGCUGCAGCGGACCGGCAAGUCGGACAGUACGCCUGGCCGCCUAUCAGAUUGGAACGUGCGCUCCCUACAGCAGACAUCUCUUCCUCUUCCUCGUCCCCUCGUCCUCUGGCCCUCUCAGCACUAGCGUUCGCCCGCGCGUUGCGCGGGCUUCCUGAGACCCGCUUCUUAGGUGGUUUAACGAAACACCUAUCCCUAAGCCCGACGCUACACUGUCCACAGGACACAGGCAGCAUGCACUCAAACAAACCAUUGCACAAGGCGCUUCCUUCAAACCCGCGACCCCCCGCUGCUGACCCGUGGCUUCGGUCAGUAGGCGUGGCAUAAAGCGACUCGCCGCCCUCAUCACCCAUGAAGAAGGGCAUGUGAACUUCAAGGACAGUCAUGACCUUACCCUGACCACCGUAACACUCUCCCGCAU
Messenger RNA from Vitrella brassicaformis, 1608 nucleotides. NCBI's taxonomy places the organism in Eukaryota, Vitrellaceae. The record is from the annotation of a GenBank genome assembly.